AUGGGCUCAAAGGAUCCAGAGGACGGCAAACGGGACCAUGCAUCGCGCCAGGUUGGCAAUGCAAUCAACCACAGCGGUUCUGGGCGUUUUUCGUCAACGAUUUUGAAUGACGGAGGUGGAUCACGUGAUGUAGCAGGAGAUAUUGAAAUGGUGAUUACUCCUUCGGCGCUAGGGACCGGGCAGGGCACUUCUGAAAAGAAAGAUGGAAAGAAUUUGGGUAAUGGGGGCCCGCUUGUUCUGUCAAGCGCUGUCAGGAGCGAAGAAGCAAGUUUUGACGAGGAAUCGACAAGUGGAAAUGGCAAAAAUACGUCGGCUUCUGGCUCAUUGAACAAUCUAGGCCGCCAUCGACUUCAAACUGUUAAGAAGUCAAUUAUACGGAAAUCUCGUUCUGUGACGAACAAUCCGCUUGUUCUGAAACUCCUCCGGCGUGACACUCUACCUCCAACAAAAGACGGUCGGCAUAUCUCUCUAUCCACGUCUCGGUCCACUCCACUCAUUGAUGAACGUACGGGAAAAGAGUACAUCAAUAACGCCAUCCGCUCAUCUCGCUAUACUAUGAUUACUUUCUUUCCGCAUCAGUUCUGGUUCCAGUUCUCCAAGCUUCCGAAUCUGUACUUUCUCGUCACUGGUAUCAUUCAAUUAAUUCCCGGCUUGAGUACUACUGGUACUUAUACGACUAUCCUUCCUUUGCUCUUCUUUUUACUUUUCACCGUUGCCAGAGAAGGAUGGGAUGAUUGGAGGAGAUAUCGACAGGACAAGGUCGAAAAUGGAAAAAUGGCAAAGGUUCUAGGCGGAAGUCAGGGCCAGUUGAAAUUUUCAAUCUCGUCGGCCGCUAAGAAAUUUGGAAAGGAAGUUGGAAAAGUCAUUUGGAAAUCCGGCGAGCACGCUAUUUCGAAAGCACGUUCGUCGACUUCACAUGGCAGGGACCAGCCACGAGAAGACACCUUUUCUAUUAACAACGCCGCAUCGGACUCAUCUCCCUGGAAGAAAGUUGAGUGGGUUCACGUCAAGGUCGGAGACAUUGUGGAGCUGAGUCGCGACGAAGAGGUUCCAGCAGAUAUUGUUAUGUUACAUGCAGAUGGCAGAGAUGGAGUCGCUUAUGUCGAAACGAUGGCUCUAGAUGGCGAAACCAAUCUCAAAAGCCGCUAUCCAGUGCCUCAAUUGAAAUGUGGUACUUUAGAUGAGCUCUCAUGCUGUAAUGCUCACUUCGUUGUCGAGGACCCAAAUCUCGACCUGUACGACUUUCAUGGAAAGGUGACUGUAGAUGGCACUACUUUACCCCUAACACUUAGCAAUGUUAUAUUUCGUGGGAGCAUCGUCAGGAAUACUGCUCAAGUCAUCGGUAUGGUCAUAAAUACUGGAGAAGAAUGUAAGAUCCGGAUGAACGCUAGUAAAAAUCCGGAAGCAAAAUCGCCUGCUAUUCAGAAGAUGACGAAUCGUGUCGUUAUCUUGUUAGCGGUGUUCGUUGUCCUCCUUGCUUCGGGGUGCACAGUUGGUUAUGUCGUCUGGAAACGUGAUUUUGAACGCCACGCUUGGUAUCUCGAAAAUGCUACUGUACGUAUGAUCGACAUUUUCAUCGCAUUUGCGAUCAUGUUCAACAAUCUUAUCCCGCUAGCCCUUUACAUCAGUUUGGAACUUAUAAAGUUUGCGCAAUUUCUGCUUUUGCACGAUGUGGAAAUGUACGAUGAAGCUUCGAACACUCCGAUGGUCAGCAAUACCCAGAAUAUCUAUGAAAACCUUGGACAAGUUACACAUAUUUUGAGUGACAAGACUGGAACUUUGACGGAGAAUGUCAUGAAGUUGCGGAAGAUGACCGUAGGAGGCGAAAUUUGGACACACAAGGAGAAAGGUGUCGACGACGAAGCAGAUAGCGUCAAGGCCAAUGAAACUACCAAGAGAAGCACCGACGUCAGGAUAUCAUCACUCGCCGAUGACGGCGGCCGUGUCGCUAGAAAAUCCACAGCGGGGAAUACUCCUAGGAUUACGCUCGAAGUACCGUCCGCUCCCCAAAGACCGUCGCUUAGCAUUUAUUUCAGCAACGAACAAACGAAGAAAGCUGACAACAUUAUCGAAUACAUUCAAACACAUCCGAGGACUGCACUUUCAGAAAAGCUUCGGUUCUUCAUUCUCUCGUUAGCAAUUUGUCACACGUGCUUCCCAGAAGCUCAAAACAGUGGUAAGACGGGAUUCCAAGCUGCUUCCCCAGAUGAGCUUGCUCUUGUCGAGGCGGCGCAAGACUUGGGUUACCUUCUCAUCGAUCGAACUACUCAGACCAUAACUAUACUCACGCCUCCAACCGGACCCAAUACUGGAACACGCGAUGAUUAUGAAGUGCUCAACAUCAUCGAGUUCAGUAGCAAGAGGAAGCGUAUGUCGAUCCUUGUCAAAUUUCCUGAUGGAAGGAUUUGCCUUUUUUGUAAAGGCGCGGACUCUGUCAUAAUACCACGAUUCAGAAAAGAUCUAAAAGCAUUUGAUGCAGCAUCUAUUGUUCAAGAUAGAAGGCUACAACGUGUCAGCAUGGAAGUCGAGGAAGCUCUAGUGCGCAAAAGUUCUGAGAUUGAAUCUCGCAAGAGCUUUCAAAGAUCGAGUCUGAAUAUUAGUCGACCUGGACCACCGACCAGAAACAAUAGCAGUGGAUAUUUUGGAAGAAAGAGUCUCAACGUCAUUGAGCAAGAUCUCAUGGACAGCGGCUCGUCACCUCAAACUCCAAUUUCUCCUGGUGGCGCAAGGAAAUCCUUGGGCAAUUUCUCAAGCAGAUUGGAAGUCCCAUCUCGUGGAGCAUCCUUUCAAAGUGAACGACGGCAUGACGUGCAUGACGAAGCUGGCACUAUCGAACGCUGUCUAGAGCAUAUCGUAGAAUUUGCAUCCGAUGGCCUUCGAACUCUUGUUUUUGGUUAUCGCUACUUGUCUCAGGAAGAGUAUGACACCUGGGCUUCGCAGCAUCAUGCAGCUACGACGUCACUUACGAACCGUCAAGAGCAGAUAGAAGCUGUUGCGGAACAGAUAGAGCAGAACUUGGAACUUGCAGGCGCCACUGGUAUUGAAGAUAAACUUCAAGACGGUGUUGCGGAGACCAUUACGAAACUCCAACGAGCAAAUAUCAAGAUAUCAAUUCUUACAGGUGAUAAGCGAGAGACGGCGAUUAAUAUCGCGCAUUCAGCGGGUAUAUGCAAGAUCUUUUCAGAGAUUAUAAUUCUCGACGGCACUGACACUAUGAUAUCUGCUCAAAUGUCUUCGGCCGUUGAGAAGCUCGACGCAGGACAAGUCGCUCACUCGGUUCUGGUAAUAGAUGGCCAAACCCUUGUCGAAGUCGAAGCAAACGAUAUGUUGAAAGACGUAUUUUACAGUCUUCUUCUCCGCGUCGACUCAACCAUCUGCACACGGGCAUAUCCUUCACAGAAAGCCCUUCUUGUGAAACGUAUCCGUACGUUAUCUCCAAAAUCCAUCACUCUCGCCAUAGGCGACGGUGGAAACGACAUUGCUAUGAUCCAAGAAGCACACGUCGGCAUCGGCAUCUCCGGUAAAGAAGGACUUCAAGCAGCUCGUGUGGCAGAUUACAGCAUCGCUCAAUUUCGAUUCCUGCAACGACUCUUGCUGGUCCACGGACACUGGCUCUAUCUUCGAACCGCAAAAUUCAUUCUCCUCACGUUUUGGAAAGAAAUGCUCUUCUACACCGUGCAAGCUUUAUACCAGAAGUGGAACGGCUAUACCGGCACCUCGCUCUUCGAAUCAUGGUCCCUUGCGGUUUGGAACACGCUCUUUACCGCGCUUCCUGUCAUGAUCCCCGGUAUCUUCGAACAAGAUCUAUCCGCUGAGACGUUACUAGAAGUCCCAGAGUUAUACGCGUACGGGCAGACGAAUCAGGGAUUUAAUAUGAAGAAAUACUGGUGGUGGAUGUUCAUGGCGACUUGCGAGGCGGUGCUUAUCUAUUUCAUGGUUUACGGUCUUUACGGUCAGGCGUACAUGUCUGAUCAAGGCCUCUUUGCUAUAGGCGACCUCGGAUUCUCUAUUUGCGUCGUUUUUAUUAACGUCAAACUCCUCAUCAUCGACUACACCCACAAAACAUGGAUCCCCAUCUUCUCCUGCCUCCUCACCAUCAGCGGCUGGUGGGCCUGGAACCUGUUCCUCUCAGCCGCGUACACUAAUACGGCUGGUGUAUAUACCGCGCGCGACGCGUUUAUUCACCAUUUCGAUCUCAGCUGGUGGGCGGUGAUGGGCAUUGUUGUUAUGGCUUGUGUGACGCUGGAGCUUAUUCUUGAUGUUGCGGGUCGUAGAUGGUGGGCGGGUGAGGUGGAGGUGUGGCAGGAGGUUGAGAUGGAGAGAAGGAAGAAAUCUAGGAGGAGGAAGAGGGGAAGUGGGAGUGGGGAGGAGAGUGAUGGGGAUGGUGAGGGGGAUGAGGAUUAUGGGCUUGAGGGGAGAGUGGUUGGAUAG
This is a messenger RNA of Glarea lozoyensis ATCC 20868, 4431 nucleotides long. Its product is annotated as HAD-like protein. Gene Ontology annotation, cellular component: plasma membrane. The transcript has 2 exons. Gene Ontology annotation, molecular function: ATP binding; ATP hydrolysis activity; magnesium ion binding. Bases 1 to 4431 code for a protein of 1476 amino acids. The record is from RefSeq and is a predicted model, not a curated record. NCBI's taxonomy places the organism in Eukaryota, Fungi, Ascomycota, Leotiomycetes, Helotiales, Helotiaceae. Gene Ontology annotation, biological process: endocytic recycling; intracellular protein transport; post-Golgi vesicle-mediated transport.